AAGGGGCUCUGUUUUUCUGAGGCCAACAUGUCCCAGGUGCUCCUUUGCGCUACAGGACAGUGGGCUUUAGAACAAACCAACGAUGUGCCGUGGCUUGUGACCCUGCCUCGAAACUUAUGGCUUCGUUUCUGCUUUGUGUUACCUUUGGCUGACUGCCAUCCCUUUGCUGCUUUUGGAUUCUAGUCAAAAGAGUCAGUCAAGGAAAAUCCUUCUCUCUCUGCCCCACCAAGAAAGUGAAAUAACACACAUAUUGUUCCCUUAGAUUCUUUUCCUUUCUUUUCUUUUCUUUUCUUUUCUUUUCUAGUUUUUCAUACUACUGCAUACUUCACACUGCAUACUCUUUCUCUCUCCACUUCCUCAAUCAGCUGGUGGGGCAGCCUGUGUUUCUUUUGUCAGGAUUCUCUUGCAUUACACCAGAGUACUAGAAACAAAGAAUUAAAUUGAAAGCCCCACAAAUCAGUAAAAGAUAAGAAACCAGAAUCUCUCUCUCUCUCCUCCUCUCUUCUCUUCACACCAUCUUUAAGGGGAGCUGCCCUUUCCCCCAUUAAUUUUGUAAUUUCUCCCAUCACAACUAGCCAGUUAUGGCAAGAAUCUCUCAAGACUCCUCCAAAAGACACUUCCACUGGACUAAAAAGGUUGGAACUGAAGAUGAUGAUGAAGCUCCAACCUUCAAGUCCUCUUCAAACUCCAAUGAGGAAGACAAAAAGGAAAACCUUAAGAGCCAUGUUGCUAUGCCAACACCAAGGAAGAAGCUUCCAGCAGUUGCCGUUGCCAGGCUUCGAUCUGUUCUUACAGCUUUUGGAAAGAACCGUUCAAGCCUGCCCUUUGGUCUCGGACCCCGAGUGGUAGGUACCCUUUUCGGUUAUAGGCGUGGCCAUGUUCACUUUGCUUUUCAGAAAGAUCCCAAUUCCCCACCAGCUUUCCUUGUUGAACUUGCCACACCAAUUAGUGGAUUGGUUCGAGAAAUGGCAUCCGGGUUGGUCAGGAUUGCUCUGGAGUGUGAUAAAGAGAAAGAAGAAGAGAAAAAGGCAGUGAGAUUACUAGAGGAGCCCGUCUGGAGGACGUAUUGCAAUGGAAAGAAAUGUGGUUUUGCAACAAGGAGGGAAUGUGGUGCUAAAGAAUGGAAGAUUCUGAAAGCUGUGGAGCCAAUUUCAAUGGGAGCAGGGGUUUUGCCAGGUAGUGGAGCUGAGGCUGGUGCUGAUGGUGAACUCAUGUAUAUGAGGGCUAAGUUUGAGAGAAUUGUUGGGUCUAGAGAUUCUGAAGCUUUCUACAUGAUGAAUCCUGAUAGCAAUGGAACUCCUGAGCUUAGUAUCUAUUUGCUUAGAGUCUGAAGAAGUUGCCAUGGAAUGUCCGAGCUAACUUCCUUUUCUGUGCGUUUUGACUUUUUAAGGGGUAUACUGGUGAUAUUUGUCUUAUUACUCUUUAGAGCCAUGGAAAUGGACUCUGGUGUCUUCCAGGUUUUUUCGUCCUUUUUUUUUUUGUUCUUUUUUUGGGAGAAAUAGGAAGUGGGUUUUUACUUUUAUUGUAUUCUGUUAGCUUAGGUGGAUGGGCAAUACAUUAUAACAUGAUGCUAGGUGGGGGUCUUGAAGGUGUAUAUGUAUAGUUUUCUUCUUCAACCUUUAUUAAGUAAUGAGACAUUGAGCCUAGUGCAAUCAAUGAUUAUCUUUUGCAUUUUUA
Theobroma cacao (cacao) is the source of this 1677-nucleotide messenger RNA. Its product is annotated as MIZU-KUSSEI-like protein (Protein of unknown function, DUF617). NCBI's taxonomy places the organism in Eukaryota, Viridiplantae, Streptophyta, Magnoliopsida, Malvales, Malvaceae. Gene Ontology annotation, biological process: hydrotropism. The record is from RefSeq and is a predicted model, not a curated record.